GCCACAAAUUGAAUGAUCAGUUCGCUUUGAGCAUUGCUACGCGUUGGACGCGAUCUUCGGAAAAUUGUGAUUUCUAAACGAAAAACGAAACGACUGACACACUACCACAUUCAACAAGGCAUUAACCAGCAAACCAACAAUUAAAAAAUAGCCAUAUAAAAAAAGAGAAGAAAAGAGCAAAUACAAAAAACGAAGAGCUAAAAAAACAUUGAAUAUUUUUUAUAGCGUUAGUUUCAGAUUCUGUGCUUGUGUGUUUUGAAAUAUCGACUGCAUUCUAAUAAAUCAUUCAGUUAAUUUGUUAUAAAUUCCCCAUUAAAACCUUGAUAAAAUGGUCUCGAAAGGCAGCAAAAAGAAACAGCAGCAAGUAAGUGGUCAUAGCAGCAGAGACAGUAAAAAUGCUGCCAGCAGCAGCAGUAUCACCUCUACCUCCUCGACCACUGUGGUGCGUACGGCUGACACCGGCGCAGAGACAGCGUCAAACAGUAAGACGGUGUUGGAGGCGACUCCUACAACAUCGCAGUCGAUACAGUUGCCUGCGUGGACGAAAACUUCUCAGCAAGUAAAAAACUCUGAGUCGGCGACAAGCGGCAAAUCGACACUGUCAACAACGUACGCAGGUACGCAAUCGCAAACACAGUUGUUCAAGAGCAGCAGCAGCAGCAGCCACAUUGAAUCGAGGUCAGAACAGCAACAGCAACUGCAGCAAGGUGGGCAGCAGGAACAGCUAUUUCAGUUAGUCAGCAACACAGGCGGCGGUGAUACUGCGCCAAUUGUUUCCAUAAUGACAGACACCUUAAAAUCGACGAAUGCAUCAUCCUCAUCAUCCUCAUUUCAACAGAAAUCAGAAUACUAUGAAGAGAUAUCAGGCGAUUUUUCGAAUUCCAAAGUUAUAUCAUCCAUCGAUCUGCUUGAAAGUGAUAAAAAGGAGCCGGUUUUCUCAGUGCCGAUCGAUGUCAUUGAGGUAGUUGGAGGCGGUAGUAGCACCAACAUUGGCAGUUUCAACACAGCAUAUUCGUCAUCGUCCCAGUCACAAACCGGUGCAAUCACCAGCAUCAGCAGCUCUAACUUUGCACAAAUGCAGUCCACGAGCAGCAGCAGUAAGGUCAUUGAUGGAGGAAUUACGUUUUCCAACAUGUCCACUGAAAACUCAAAGUCGUCGUUGUCUACCUCGAAAACAGCAAAGUCGGGCAAAGUCACAUCAACUAAUGUUGAAAUGACAUCAUCGUCAAACAAGUUUUCAGCAAAUGAUGUGAACAGCAGUAGCUAUACGUCGUACUCGACGACUGAUGGUCAUGUUAUUAAUGGUGGUACAACAACACCAGCAAUAGAGCCGCCAAACAAAACUUCAACGGUAUACACAAAAGACACACAGAAAGCAAUCAAUGACGACACUUAUUCCACCACCUCCGCUGCAAUUCAGAGCUACUCAACACAAGCUAAUACGUCACAGAGUAGCAUAGAUAAGAAAAUAAAGAGUGACGUCGUUAAUAGCAAACAAUUAGCGUCCAAAAAGUCAACGAAAACGUCUUCGGAAAUUGAGCAAAAUAUCUCUGAGCAAACAAUCGAACAAAGCUCGCUCAAGAAAAGUAAGUCCACGUCAAAGAAAGAGGUGUACGAUGUGAAAACUAAAAGAUGGACAGAGUUGAACGAAAAAACCGGCAUUAGCGCCACGAACAAAAAGCAUCCAACUAUUGAGCGCUACGUUAGUCGCGAAUCGGAUGGGACAUACAAAAUUACGUAUAAGAAAAAAAUAUUCGAUCAGCGUGCGAACAAGUGGAAAAUCAUCGAAGAGAAGACGGUGGACAGUGCUCAUGAUACACACUACCCUGAAAUAGUUGAUGAUGUCAUCAAUACAACGACGACCACAUACACAACCAAAGUGUAUGACACCACAAGUGGGGAGUGGAAAGUUGUUGAAGAGAAAUCGUUUGUGGAUGCAAAAGCUUUCGUGCCAAACGACAUUGUGCGCGAAAUCGAAAAAGACAAUACUGAUGUGGCGAACAUAACAACAACGACCGAAGUAACAAAGAUAUUUGAUGCUAGCCUGAAUGACUGGCGGGUACUAGACGAAAAAACCCACACUGAUGUUAUUGAGCGAAUAGUUGAAGCGCCUAAAAAGACAAUAUUUAUAGACGAAUAUGUAGAAAUCGAAAAGAAUGUGGAAAUAACAGAAGACAGUGAAAAUAUAACCAAUGAACGUACUAACACAUCAAAAAGGAAGGAUGUUGUCACAAAUGUUUACGACGAAGUUGAUGAGGUUAGGAAAGAGAGGCUGACUUCAAAUGACUCAAGAAUCCGUGGAGUCGAUCAAAAGGGAUCGUUUGGUUCAAAGCAUACGGAAAUGUGUAUUUGCGAAAUUUGCACCUGCGGUCGCCAUCAUUGCGCUUCAAGUGUAAAGCAAACAGAUACAAUCUUGGAAACAAUAGACUUGUUGGAUGAAUCUCAAACACGAAUACGUUCUAACACUUGGUCUAAAAAAGACCUAGAAGAAUCUCGUUUAAAACUAUUAUAUGACCAUGUAGGCCCAGCCACUUUAGUGAAACCCGUGGACAAUUUAAAACCUGAAGGGGAAUUUGUGAUUCCCGAGAAAAUUCCAUUCCAGCCAACAGAGAGAAGAACACUUGUAACUCGAAAAGACAAUCUACGUACUGAAGGAGAAAUGACCUUUACAGAAGUAGAAGAGUACCAGUAUGCAACUAGACCUCAACAAGUUAAACCCAUCGACAAUCUCAAACCUGAAGGUGAAUUUUAUGUGCCAGAAAAACCAAAAUACCAACCAGUUGAACAGCCCACUCAAGUAAAACAUAAAGACAAUUUAAAGCCUGAGGGAGACUUUUACACACCUGAAAAAGUCGGCUACCAGCCAUCGGAACGCCCAAUACAAAAGCGACCAGAAGACAAUUUAAAACCGGAGGGCGAAUUUACGAUACCUGAAAAGACUCCUUACGAGCCAGCAGAGCGGCCGACUCAAACAACAAGACGAGAUAAUCUUCGAACAGAGGGCGAAAUGACAUUCGAAUCAAAAGAAACAUAUCAGUUCGUAUCUAGACCUGAGCAAGUUAAGCCCACCGAUAAUCUAAGACCGGAAGGAGAAUUUUAUACACCAGAGAAACCUGGUUACAAACCGGCAGAACGACCAACUCAGAAAAAACCGGAAGACAAUUUGAAACCUGAGGGUGAAUUCUAUUCCCCAGAGAAAUCGAAGUUCCAGCCAGGUGAGCGCCCAACUCAAGUACGGCAUGCAGAUAACUUGCGACCAGAAGGUGAGUUUUACACUCCCGAAAAAGCAGGAUUCACGCCGGCAGAACGCCCAACUCAGAAAAAGCCAGAAGAUAAUCUUCGACCAGAGGGUGAGUUUUACACUCCCGAUAAACCAGGAUACAAACCAGCAGAACGCCCAACUCAGAAAAAACCAGAAGAUAAUCUUCGACCAGAGGGUGAAUUUUACUCCCCUGAAAAACCAGGAUAUAGACCAGCAGAACGACCGACACAGAAGAAACCAGAGGAUAAUUUGAGACCAGAGGGUGAAUUUUAUUCUCCAGAGAAACCGAAGUUCCAGCCAGGAGAACGUCCAACUCAAGUUAGGCACGCCGAUAACUUGCGACCGGAAGGAGAGUUUUAUACUCCGGAAAAACCAGGUUUCAAGCCGGCAGAGCGACCGGCUCAGAAGAAACCAGAAGACAACCUCCGACCAGAGGGUGAAUUUUACACUCCCGAGAAACCAGGAUUCAAGCCGGCAGAGCGCCCAACUCAGAAAAGGCCACAAGAUAAUCUUCGACCAGAGGGGGAAUUCUAUUCUCCAGACAAACCUAAGUUCCAGCCUGGGGAACGGCCAACUCAAGUAAGACACGCAGAUAACUUACGACCGGAAGGUGAGUUUUACUCUCCGGAAAAGCCAGGUUUCAAGCCGGCAGAACGACCGACUCAGACGAGGCCGGAAGAUAAUUUGAGACCGGAGGGCGAAUUUUACACUCCCGAGAAACCAGGAUUUAGACCAGCAGAACGCCCAACUCAGAAAAAACCGGAGGAUAAUUUGAGGCCUGAGGGAGAAUUUUACUCCCCUGAAAAACCAGGGUAUAGGCCAGCAGAACGACCAACACAGAAGAAACCAGAGGAUAAUUUGAGACCAGAGGGUGAAUUUUAUUCUCCAGAGAAACCGAAGUUCCAGCCAGGAGAACGUCCAACUCAAGUAAGGCAUGCAGAUAACUUGCGACCGGAAGGUGAGUUCUACACUCCCGAGAAACCAGGAUUCAAGCCGACAGAGCGACCGACUCAGAAGAAGCCAGAAGAUAAUCUUCGACCAGAGGGAGAAUUUUACACUCCCGAGAAACCAGGAUUUAGACCAGCAGAACGCCCAACUCAGAAAAGGCCAGAAGAUAACUUGAGACCAGAGGGUGAAUUCUAUUCUCCAGAGAAACCGAAAUUCCAGCCUGGUGAGCGGCCGACUCAAGUAAGACACGCAGAUAACUUGCGACCGGAAGGUGAGUUUUAUACUCCGGAAAAGCCAGGUUUCACGCCGGCAGAGCGACCGACUCAGAAGAAACCAGAAGAUAACCUUCGACCAGAGGGAGAAUUUUACACUCCCGAGAAACCAGGAUUCAAGCCGGCCGAACGCCCAACUCAGAAAAGACCAGAAGAUAACUUGAGACCAGAGGGCGAAUUCUAUUCUCCAGAGAAACCGAAAUUCCAGCCUGGUGAGCGGCCGACUCAAGUAAGACACGAAGAUAACUUGCGACCGGAAGGUGAGUUUUAUACUCCCGAAAAGCCAGGUUUCAAGCCGGCAGAGCGACCGACUCAGAAGAGGCCAGAAGAUAAUCUUCGACCAGAGGGAGAAUUUUACACUCCCGAAAAACCAGGAUUUAGACCAGCAGAACGCCCAACUCAGAAAAGGCCAGAAGAUAACUUGAGACCAGAGGGUGAAUUCUAUUCUCCAGAGAAACCGAAAUUCCAGCCUGGUGAGCGGCCGACUCAAGUAAGACACGCAGAUAACUUGCGACCGGAAGGUGAGUUUUAUACUCCGGAAAAGCCAGGUUUCACGCCGGCAGAGCGACCGACUCAGAAGAAACCAGAAGAUAACCUUCGACCAGAGGGAGAAUUUUACACUCCCGAGAAACCAGGAUUCAAGCCGGCCGAACGCCCAACUCAGAAAAGACCAGAAGAUAACUUGAGACCAGAGGGCGAAUUCUAUUCUCCAGAGAAACCGAAAUUCCAGCCUGGUGAGCGGCCGACUCAAGUAAGACACGAAGAUAACUUGCGACCGGAAGGUGAGUUUUAUACUACCGAAAAGCCAGGCUUCAAGCCGGCAGAGCGACCGACUCAGAAGAGGCCAGAAGAUAAUCUUCGACCAGAGGGAGAAUUUUACACUCCCGAAAAACCAGGAUUUAGACCAGCAGAACGCCCAACUCAGAAACGACCAGAAGAUAACUUGAGACCAGAGGGUGAAUUCUAUUCUCCAGAGAAACCGAAAUUCCAGCCUGGUGAGCGGCCGACUCAAGUAAGACACGCAGAUAACUUGCGACCGGAAGGUGAGUUUUAUACUCCGGAAAAGCCAGGUUUCACGCCGGCAGAGCGACCGAGUCAGAAGAAACCAGAAGAUAACCUUCGACCAGAGGGAGAAUUUUACACUCCCGAGAAACCAGGAUUCAAGCCGGCCGAACGCCCAACUCAGAAAAGGCCAGAAGAUAACUUGAGACCAGAGGGCGAAUUCUAUUCUCCAGAGAAACCGAAAUUCCAGCCUGGUGAGCGGCCGACUCAAGUCAGACACGCAGAUAACUUGCGACCGGAAGGUGAGUUUUAUACUCCGGAAAAGCCAGGUUUCAAGCCGGCAGAGCGACCAACUCAGAAGAGGCCAGAAGAUAAUUUGAGACCAGAGGGCGAAUUUUACACUCCCGAAAAACCAGGAUUUAGACCAGCAGAACGCCCAACUCAGAAAAAGCCAGAAGAUAAUUUAAGACCAGAGGGUGAAUUCAUGGUGCCAGAAAAGAGUCCAUUUAAACCAGCUGAAAGAACGGAACGAAUAAUACGGAAAGAUAAUUUACGAUCAGAAGGAGAAAUGAUUUUCGAAACUAAAGAAGAAUAUCAAUUUGUAGUCAGACCCGAUCAAGUUAAGCCUUCCGAUAACCUUAAGCCGGAAGGAGAAUUUUAUACUCCCGAGAAGCCGAAAUAUCAACCAGCAGAGAAACCAUUACAAAUCAGGCGGGAAGAUAACUUAAAACCAGAAGGCGAAUUCUAUACUCCUGAGAAACCAGGAUAUAGGCCAGCAGAACGCCCAACUCAGAAAAAGCCAGAAGAUAACCUUCGACCAGAGGGAGAAUUUUACACUCCCGAAAAACCAGGAUUUAGACCAGCAGAACGCCCAACUCAGAAACGACCAGAAGAUAACUUGAGACCAGAGGGUGAAUUCUAUUCUCCAGAGAAACCGAAAUUCCAGCCUGGUGAGCGGCCGACUCAAGUAAGACACGCAGAUAACUUGCGACCGGAAGGUGAGUUUUAUACUCCGGAAAAGCCAGGUUUCACGCCGGCAGAGCGACCGACUCAGAAGAAACCAGAAGAUAACCUUCGACCAGAGGGAGAAUUUUACACUCCCGAGAAACCAGGAUUCAAGCCGGCCGAACGCCCAACUCAGAAAAGACCAGAAGAUAAUCUUCGACCAGAAGGGGAAUUCUAUUCUCCAGACAAACCUAAGUUCCAGCCUGGUGAGCGGCCAACUCAAGUAAGACACGCAGAUAACUUACGACCGGAAGGUGAGUUUUACACUCCGGAAAAGCCAGGUUUCAAGCCGGCAGAGCGACCAACUCAGAAGAGGCCAGAAGAUAAUUUGAGACCAGAGGGCGAAUUUUACACUCCCGAAAAACCAGGAUUUAGACCAGCAGAACGCCCAACUCAGAAAAAGCCAGAAGAUAACCUUCGACCAGAGGGAGAAUUUUACACUCCCGAAAAACCAGGAUUUAGACCAGCAGAACGCCCAACUCAGAAACGACCAGAAGAUAACUUGAGACCAGAGGGCGAAUUUUACACUCCCGAAAAACCAGGAUUUAGACCAGCAGAACGCCCAACUCAGAAACGACCAGAAGAUAACUUGAGACCAGAGGGUGAAUUCUAUUCUCCAGAGAAACCGAAAUUCCAGCCUGGUGAGCGGCCGUCUCAAGUAAGACACGCAGAUAACUUGCGACCAGAAGGUGAGUUUUAUACUCCGGAAAAGCCAGGAUUCAAGCCGGCAGAGCGACCGACUCAGAAGAAGCCGGAAGAUAAUUUGAGACCAGAGGGCGAAUUUUACACUCCCGAAAAACCAGGAUAUAGACCAGCAGAACGCCCAACUCAGAAAAGGCCAGAAGAUAAUCUUCGACCAGAGGGAGAAUUUUACACUCCUGAUAAGACAGGUUUCAAGCCGGCAGAGCGGCCGACUCAGAAGAGGCCAGAAGAUAAUUUAAGACCAGAGGGAGAAUUUUACACUCCCGAAAAACCAGGAUAUAUACCAGCAGACCGUCCAACUCAGAAAAAGCCAGAAGAUAAUUUAAGACCAGAGGGUGAAUUCAUGGUGCCAGAAAAGAGUCCGUUUAAACCAGCUGAAAGAACGGAACGAAUAAUACGGAAAGAUAAUUUACGAUCAGAAGGAGAGAUGAUUUUCGAAACUAAAAAAGAAUAUCAAUUUGUAGUCAGACCCGAUCAAGUUAAGCCCUCCGAUAACCUUAAGCCGGAAGGAGAGUUCUAUGCUCCCGAGAAGCCGAAAUAUCAACCAGCAGAGAAACCAAUACAAAUCAGGCGGGAAGAUAACUUAAAACCAGAAGGCGAAUUCUAUACUCCCGAGAAACCAGGAUAUAGGCCAGCAGAACGUCCAACUCAGAAAAAGCCAGAAGAUAACUUGAGACCAGAGGGUGAAUUCAUGGUGCCAGAAAAGAGUACGUAUAAACCAGCUGAAAGAACGGAACGAAUAAUACGGAAAGAUAAUUUACGAUCAGAAGGAGAGAUGAUUUUCGAAACUAAAGAAGAAUAUCAAUUUGUAGUCAGACCCGAUCAAGUUAAGCCCUCCGAUAACCUUAAGCCGGAAGGAGAGUUCUAUACUCCCGAGAAGCCGAAAUAUCAACCAGCAGAGAAACCAAUACAAAUCAGGCGGGAGGAUAACUUAAAACCAGAGGGCGAAUUCUAUACUCCUGAGAAACCAGGAUAUAGGCCAGCAGAACGUCCAACUCAGAAAAAGCCAGAAGACAACUUGAGACCAGAGGGUGAAUUCAUGGUGCCAGAAAAGAGUUCAUUUAAGCCAGCUGAAAGAACGGAACGAAUAAUACGGAAAGAUAAUUUACGAUCAGAAGGAGAAAUGAUUUUCGAAACUAAAGAAGAAUAUCAGUUUGUAGUUAGACCCGAUCAAGUUAAGCCCUCCGAUAACCUUAAGCCGGAAGGAGAGUUCUAUACUCCCGAGAAGCCGAAAUAUCAACCAGCAGAGAAACCAUUACAAAUCAGGCGGGAAGAUAACUUAAAACCAGAAGGCGAAUUCUAUACUCCAGAGAAACCAGGAUAUAGGCCAGCAGAACGCCCAACUCAGAAAAAGCCAGAAGAUAACCUUCGACCAGAGGGCGAAUUUUACACUCCAGAGAAACCCGGAUACAAACCGGCAGAGCGCCCAACCCAGAAAAAGCCGGAGGAUAACUUGAGACCAGAAGGCGAAUUCUAUUCCCCAGAAAAACCGAAGUUCCAGCCAGGGGAGCGCCCAACUCAAGUAAGACACGUAGACAACUUGCGGCCGGAAGGUGAGUUUUACACUCCUGAUAAGCCAGGAUUCCAGCCGGCAGAGCGACCGACUCAGAAGAAACCAGAAGAUAAUCUUCGACCAGAGGGCGAAUUUUACACUCCUGAGAAACCAGGAUAUAGACCAGCAGAACGUCCAACUCAGAAGAAGCCAGAAGAUAAUUUGAGAUCAGAGGGUGAAUUCUAUUCUCCAGAGAAACCGAAGUUCCAGCCAGGCGAGCGCGCAAAUCAAGUAAGACACGAAGACAACUUGCGACCGGAAGGUGAGUUUUACACUCCUGAUAAGCCAGGAUUCAUGCCGGCAGAGCGACCGAUUCAAAAGAAGCCGGAAGAUAACCUUCGACCAGAGGGCGAAUUUUACACUCCUGAGAAACCAGGAUACAAACCGGCAGAACGACCGACUCAGAAGAAGCCAGAAGAUAACCUUCGACCAGAGGGGGAAUUCUAUUCCCCAGAAAAAGCGAAGUUCCAGCCAGGGGAGCGCCCAACUCAAGUAAGACACGCAGAUAACUUGCGACCGGAAGGUGAGUUUUACACUCCUGAUAAGGCAGGAUUCAAGCCGGCAGAGCGACCGAUUCAAAAGAAGCCGGAAGAUAAUCUUCGACCAGAAGGCGAAUUUUACACUCCUGAGAAACCAGGAUACAAACCGGCCGAACGCCCAACUCAGAAAAGGCCAGAAGAUAAUUUGAGACCAGAGGGUGAAUUCUAUUCUCCAGAGAAACCAAAGUUCCAGCCAGGGGAGCGCCCAACUCAAGUAAGACACGCAGACAACUUGCGACCGGAAGGUGAGUUCUACACUCCUGAUAAGCCAGGAUUCAAGCCUGCAGAGCGACCGACUCAGAAAAAGCCGGAAGAUAACCUUCGACCAGAGGGAGACUUUUACACUCCUGAGAAACAGGGAUACAAACCGGCUGAACGCCCUACACAGAAGAAGCCAGAAGAUAAUUUGAGACCAGAGGGUGAAUUCUAUUCUCCAGAUAAACCGAAGUUCCAGCCAGGCGAGCGCCCAACUCAAGUAAGACACGCAGACAACUUGCGACCGGAAGGUGAGUUUUACACUCCUGAUAAGCCAGGAUUCAAGCCGGCAGAGCGACCGACUCAGAAGAAGCCGGAAGAUAAUUUGAGACCAGAGGGAGAAUUUUACACUCCUGAGAAACAGGGAUACAAACCGGCUGAACGCCCUACACAGAAGAAGCCAGAAGAUAAUUUGAGACCAGAGGGUGAAUUCUAUUCUCCAGAGAAACAUAAGUUCAGGCCAGGCGAGCGCCCAACUCAAGUAAGACACGCAGACAACUUGCGACCGGAAGGUGAGUUUUACACUCCUGAUAAGCCAGGUUUCAAGCCGGCAGAGCGACCGACUCAGAAGAAGCCGGAAGAUAACCUUCGACCAGAAGGCGAAUUUUACACUCCUGAGAAACCGGGAUACAUGCCGGGAGAACGCCCUACACAGAAGAAGCCAGAAGAUAAUUUGAGACCAGAGGGUGAAUUCUAUUCUCCAGAGAAACAUAAGUUCAGGCCAGGCGAGCGCCCAACUCAAGUAAGACACGCAGACAACUUGCGGCCGGAAGGUGAGUUUUACACUCCUGAAAAGCGAGAAUAUAAGCCGGCUGAACGCCCUACGCAGAAGAAGCCAGAGGAUAACCUUAAACCAGAAGGAGAGUUAAUUUUGCCAGGGAAAACUGUGUUUAGACCAGCUGAAAAGGUACAGCGCGUUAUAAGGAAAGACAAUCUUCGAACUGAAGGGGAGUUUAUAUUUAAUGAGAAACAAAGAUAUGAGUUUGUGAAAAGACCUGAUCAAAUAAAACCAAUAGAUAACUUGAAACCGGAAGGAGAAUUUUAUAAAGUAGAGAAGCCGUCGUACAAGCCAGGUGAACGCCCACUAGUCAAAAAGCCUGAAGAUAAUUUAAGAAUGGAGGGUGAGUUUACCGUACCAGAAAAAGUUUCAUUUAAGCCUGCUGAAAAAACAAAACGUAUCACGAGAAAAGAUAAUUUGCAUAUGGAAGGUGAAAUGACAUUUUCGGAAACGGAAAAAUACGAAUAUGUCAGUAGGCCUGAACAAAUUAAGCCCUCUGAUAAUCUAAAGCCAGAGGGUGUAUUCCAUACUCCGAAGAAACCGAAGUUCCAACCUGCCGACAAGUCAUCCCCAGUUAAAUAUGAAGAUAAUUUGAGACCAGAGGGAGAAUUCUACGUCCCAGAUAAGCCAGGAUACAAACCAGCUGAUAAAGUGACACGAGUCAUUCAUAAAGAUAAUCUUCGAAUGGAGGGCGAGAUGACUUUUACAGAAAAGCAAAAACACAUAAAUGUCAAAAGACCGGAAAAGGUUGUACCGCGAGGCAACCUUAAAGUUGAAGGUGAUUUUUACACUAAAGAAAGGCCGAAAUAUCAGACUUCAGAGCGUCCGAAGCAAGUGAAACCGGAAGAUAAUCUCAAACCGGAAGGACAAAUGUACAUUUCAUCUACAGACAAGACAGAUUCUAAACAUAUUAAAACUAGUAUUGAAAAGGUGGUUGUCAAACGCCCAGUAGACAAUCUUAAACUUGAGGGAAAUCUUCAAAUUUCAAGAAGGGAUGACUAUAACGAAAAGCAAAGUUCUACAUUGGACACUUCCAAAGUUGUGCAGAAGACUUCGAGAACAAAGUACACACAUAACAAAUCGUCAAUAUCUCUUGGAGAGGAUAAUACCAUUUUGAAGACAACAAAUCAAAUGAGCUUUGUAUCUGGCAAACAAGCUGUCCCUGCUGAUAAAUUAAAUUCAGAAAAACCUGUUGAUGGUUUGGUGGUUGUAUCUACGAAAAAGGUGACUACGGUAAUAGGAGGUAGGGUCAAAAAAGAACCAGAAACCGAAUAUGUUAGGCGGCAAGGAAGAGUUAACGUUAUUGAAAAUAUUGCAAAAACCAAUAAUGUUAAAAAUAUUGUCAAUAUUGAAAACAAACAUGACGAAGCUAUUUCUGUAAAAGAAAAUCGUUUCACGAAACAAAACAAAUUUACGGAUUCCGCUAUCCUUAAUACUUCCGAUCAAAGGUCCUCUUCCAAACAAAUUGAAAACAAACAUGACGAAGCUGUUUCAGUAAAAGAAAAUCGUUUCACGAAACAAAACCAAUUUACGGAUUCUGCUAUCCUUAAUACUUCCGAUCAAAGGUACUCUUCCACACAAAGCAAAUCCACUAAAUUAGGAAGCGCAUCAGAAAGAAUACUAUCAACUGCAGUUGGAGAAAAUGUCACUGGUCAAACACAUUCCACGCAGUGUAAGCUUGGAAUGCAUGGAGGUACAUUAAGCAACUUGAACUCUGUCUCCUCGGUUAAGAAUAUUUCGGACCAAGCACAUUCUACAAAUCAUCAGUCCACGACUGUUGAAAGUGCAUCAACAAAAACUUCAUCAAGUUCUUCAGCUGCCUCUGUAUCCAAACAUUUUCAUCAUCGCAGAAGCGACUUCACUGCCGACACAAACAUUACGAAUUCAGUAUUUCACAGGAAAAAUAUUUCAAAUGAAUCAAAUCAAUUGGGUAGCUUGACUUCGAAUGGUAAAAUUCAUAGGAAAAGUAUUUUGAAUUUGCACGAGGAGCCGUCCAGUUCUGUUUUCCCCAGCGAACGUCAAAGUUACAGUAGCAUACACAGACAGAAUAGAGAGCAAGACAGCAGCUCAUUAAUGGCGAGUGAACGUCGCCACUACAGCACAAUUGGCCAAUCACAAAGCAGAGAUCAGGCUUCGAAGUCUUGCAGUGUUCACAAAAUGUCGUCGACUGGCGGUGGCAUCGAGUUUCCCUCAUACAGUAAACAUUCCGAGAGAAGUGUAACCCGCAGGAAUGUGAAUCAAUCGUCUAUUUCUCUAGGAAUGGAUGGAGCUUCAUCCACAACCCUAUACCGUAGUGAAUAUAAAACGGUUCCAACCACAACUUGUGCUAUACACAAAAUCAAAGAAGGUGCAUUCCAACACACAAGAAACACGAACGAACAUAAAUUUUUUAAAACUGUCAAAAACUAACUACGCUUGCAAAUUGUAAAGGCAUGCCAAAAUACGUAUGUAUACGUACAUAAGUAUGUAUGUAUGUAUAUAAAAGAAUGCAAUAUUUUUUUCUUACAUAUCAUUGAGGCAUAUCAAUGUUUUAUCUCUAAUAUUAUGUGUAUGUAUAUCUAUAAUAAGCAUGCGUAAUUGCCACAUAUAUUUAAUAAAUCUACCAUUAUAUACUAUAUAAUUUUUUAACACAUACAUAUGUACAUA
Anastrepha ludens (Mexican fruit fly) is the source of this 12961-nucleotide messenger RNA. RefSeq lists its product as uncharacterized. Gene Ontology annotation, cellular component: sperm flagellum; ciliary basal body; centriole. Gene Ontology annotation, molecular function: microtubule binding. The transcript is spliced from 6 exons. Lineage: Eukaryota; Metazoa; Arthropoda; Insecta; Diptera; Tephritidae. Gene Ontology annotation, biological process: microtubule anchoring. The coding region runs from base 329 to 12724 and encodes 4131 amino acids. The record is from RefSeq and is a predicted model, not a curated record.